This is a messenger RNA of Phlebotomus argentipes, 1515 nucleotides long. RefSeq names its product kelch domain-containing protein 10 homolog (gene slim). Lineage: Eukaryota; Metazoa; Arthropoda; Insecta; Diptera; Psychodidae. The transcript has 3 exons. The coding region runs from base 125 to 1411 and encodes 428 amino acids. Gene Ontology annotation, biological process: positive regulation of stress-activated MAPK cascade. The record is from RefSeq and is a predicted model, not a curated record. Gene Ontology annotation, molecular function: protein binding.
UGUAGCACAGUUGUGACACGUAGAACAUGUUGGUUUUUCCUAAUCGCGGAAGUAUUUCUCUAAAUUUGUGGUAAUUUCUCGUGAAUACGGCGUGCGAAUAUUCACGAAAAUGCGUAGAUAGAUUAUGCUGUGGCAUAUUGUCGCGCUAAUCGAACUCUGGUUGGUAAAACUGCAGCAAUUUCUACUGGAAUUCUUCGGGAUGAUUCGACGAAAGAGGAGCCUUCCCGUGUACACUUUUCGCCCCUACCAGGUGAAUCGCCUGCAAUACGCGAGCAUCGUGGCCCCCAAGCCACGGAGUGGCCACAGGAUUGUGUGCAAUGACCGCGAGAUUUACUGCUUCGGCGGAUUCAAUCCGGACAUACCGUCCAACACGGGACCCUAUCGGGAUGUGUCGAUGUUCCAGGAGCUGUGGCGCUUCGACACUCUCACGCUGGAGUGGGAGCUGAUCUUUGGGCCUGGCGAGCAGAUGCCCGCCGAGCUUGCGUCGCACGCAAUGCUAAUGCUGGGCAAUUCAAUUCUGAUCUUCGGCGGGACGUGCUAUCCCUUCGGCAUGAGCUGCUCGAAUAAGCUCCACAUUUUUAACAUCACGACCAGGAAGCUGAAGACCGUGGCCACGACCGGGACUCCGCCGCAAGAGAUGUACGGCCAGGCGAUGGUGAUUCACGAGGAGUUCCUGUACGUCGUCGGCGGCACGACGGGAUAUGACUACUCCUGCGAUGUGCACAGAUUGAACCUGAUGACGUACGAGUGGGAGUUGGUUUAUCACUGUGAUGAGAAUAACGAGGACGAUCCGCCGGGCAGAUAUCGCCACGAGCUGGCGUACGACGGGGAGCGGAUUUUCGUGCUGGGCGGCGGAACGUCUCAAGUGGCCUUCACACUCUCGAAGAUUCCUGCCUUCAAUCUCAGGACGAACACGUGGGCGAUGGUGCAGACCAAGCCGGAUCCCACAAUCUCGCAGCCCGGCGACAAGACGGCCUUCCCGGAGGCGCGCAAGUGUCACUCGUGCGUGCAGAUCGAGAGCCCGCACGGACCAUCGGCGGUGAUCAUUGGUGGCUACGAUUCGUGCUUCUACAAUGAUAUUUGGCGCCUGGACUUGAGCACUCUGGAGUGGCGAUGCUUCGGCAAGUUGUCCUCCUUCAGGCCGCUCUUCUUUCACGACGCCACAGUCACGCGCAGCGGCUGCGUGUACAUCUACGGUGGCAUCACGUGCAACGUGCUGACGAAUGCCACGCGCAUCAAGAGAACCACGAACAUGUACAAGAUCUGGAUGGCGAUUCCGAAGCUGUCCGAGAUGUGCAUCGAGGCGCUCAACUUCUAUGCGCCCCGCCUGAAGGAUUCCUCCACCGAGGAGCUGAUCAAGCUGGGCGUGCCACCGCCAUUCGUUGAGCGACUGACAACGAGGAUCAACUGAUUUUCCUCCUCUCUUCAGCUCCCAGUGUUUUGAUGCCAUUUUGGCGCUGAGAAUUCUGCAAUUUUUGCUUUUUGCUCAAAAUUUACCGAAGCGUGGGUCGAAAU